Molecule: messenger RNA, 1101 nt
Organism: Paramecium tetraurelia
Lineage: Eukaryota; Ciliophora; Oligohymenophorea; Peniculida; Parameciidae
Exons: 2
Source: RefSeq, a predicted model, not a curated record
AUGUAGAUCUCUUUCUAAUGUGGUGUAUAUUCAGAUUUAAUUUUAGCUGAUAAAAGAGAGCCUUUAAGAAUUGUAACCACUUAAAAAAUAAUUAAAUAUUCUCCAUCAUGGACUUCCUCAUUUGAUAUUGGAAGAUUUUUAUAAAUAUAUAUAGAAAUACAAGAUGAAGAAAGUGGAUUCAUCAAAGUGAUCGGAUAUGCAAAGUUAGAAUUAAACGAGAUCAUGGGAAAAGAAUCCAUCUACAAAAUUGAUUUAGAGUACGGAAAUUAGGUAAGUAUAUUUUUAAAAUGCACCAAUCCCAACGAGAUUAUUAGAAAUUCAGUUCAAAUGCAGUCAUAAAUUUCAUGGACGAAAUCUUUGAGAACAGAACCUAUUGUAUAAAAAAGAUAUGGUAGUCCUUAACCCUGCCAAUCAAGAGCUCGUCAAGAAGUCAAAAAGGUUAAUUUGUAAGAUUUACAACACGUUAAAAACAUAUAAUUGCCAACUCAGAGCAUGCCAAAUUUAUCAGAGAGCAGAGCGAGUUUAUAAAAAGGAAGGGAAAGCUACAAUAGCAACUUUACUUAUGCUGGGUAUUCUGUAACCAAUAAGUGUUCUUAAUAUUAACAAACAGAAAAUACAGAUAACAAUAUUAAAUUCAAAUAAAUGAUUAAAGAACUUUCAUUAUUAUUAAAUGUUCCUCAAGAUUGCGAUUCCAUAGUAUAUGCUGUUUAGAAGGUAUUAUAAAAUUUCAGAUAACAAAGUGAACAAUUAAUCAAAAUUCAAUGUGAUCACUAAAUACUAAAAACAGAGUAUUAAACACUAUAUCAUCUAAAAAAUUAGAUUGAAACUAAUUAAGAAGAUUUUAAGAUGCAAAUCAAAUAGAAAUUGAAAAACUAUAAGACUUUGUUCGAAGAGAAUGUUCAAUUGAAAAAGACAUUAAAAGAAGAUUUAAAUAAAAUUGUCGAAUUGAAUCUUAAAAUAAAAGAAUUAAAAAAAGAUGAUGCAGUCCUUACAGAGGUUAAUUCUUUAAAUCAAUAAAUCAAAUUCAUAAAUUAAAGUGUUUAGUAAAGCUAAUAAGACUUUGCAAUAUUAGUUGAGGAAAUCAAUUUAAUUAAAUAAUGA